Messenger RNA from Colossoma macropomum (tambaqui), 1420 nucleotides. Its product is annotated as tumor necrosis factor ligand superfamily member 14-like. The coding region runs from base 445 to 1257 and encodes 270 amino acids. The record is from RefSeq and is a predicted model, not a curated record. Gene Ontology annotation, biological process: immune response. The transcript has 4 exons. Gene Ontology annotation, cellular component: membrane. NCBI's taxonomy places the organism in Eukaryota, Metazoa, Chordata, Actinopteri, Characiformes, Serrasalmidae. Gene Ontology annotation, molecular function: tumor necrosis factor receptor binding.
GUAGUUAUGUGUUAACUCCAGCAUUUAAGACCAUUUAUUGUUGAAACUGUGUUAGAACCGUGUGUUAUAAUGAUCAGCUGAGCUUUAUUUUACAGCAAAGGAGGAUUUUGUUAUUUUACCCAAAAAUCAAGUUCUACUGUGGAGCCACAACAGGGCAGUAAAAGAGAGACAGGAGUGCAAGAAAGUGGGUUUGAGCACAUGUGUCUUUCCUCCCACCUUUUAGAGGAUUUCCUUUGUUAUCGAGUUUUCUCUUGUCUUUUUGUAAAAUUUUCAAAUAUACAACUUUCUUUGUCCUGGACUGGGCUUUUCUCUGGGAUUUUUUUAAGAAUAUUUGUAUUUACAUGCUGCCACUUGGAUGAAGAACCUUGUCUCCAACUCUCCACCCACUUUGGUGACUGGGAGUACUAAUGGUUUCAUACAGCGUAGGUGUGUGUGUGUGCAUGCAUGCGCAUUGCUACGCCGUCUACUUGGCAAUUACUCUGCAUCUUCUCGGCUGGAGGACCUGCUGUCACCUCUGCUUUAGGGUUUGAAGGACAGGACCUUGUGGACAUGGCUAGAACAGGUACUGAGAAUCCCUUGAGAUUCAUGGUGGACAGCCAGAGAAACGGAAUGAUCCAGACCAUCCUCUAUGUACUGGUCUCCACUGCUCUGUUUGGUAUAGCCUUGGAGACUUGCUUCAUCUACCACCUCUACACGACCAAGCAAAGCUCAGAACUUCUUCACGAUAAGAAUUUUACACAAACUGAUGCAAGAAAAGAUACCUUUUCUUUUUGUAUCAUGGAAGCCUCUACAGUCCCUCCAAAGAAGACAAGACCACCUCCAUUUAAGGCUUUAAAGCCUCUAGCACACCUGGGAGCUGGCAGUGAACGGCCCGGUGCAGACGGAGUCAUGCCGUGGAACGACACAGGGGAAUCUGAACUUCAUGAGCUGGAGUACAAAGAAAAUAAGCUGGUGGUUAAGAAGGAGGGCUAUUACUACAUCUACUCCAAACUCUGCUUUGAUGCAGAUGAAGAUUUGUUUAACCAUUUCAUGCUGAGGACCUCGCAUCGGUACUUCGGACAUUCUAUUCAUCUUCUACGUUAUGCUUACCGUGGAAAUAACUCUAAAACACUCAAAAAAGAAGGCUUCAUUCAAAACAGCUACCUUGGUGGUGUGUUCCAUCUUAUCAAAGGUGAUGCUGUUUUUGUUGUGGUAAAAAAUGGCACGGUUCACUUGUUUUCUCUGGCAGAUAACUAUUUUGGCAUGUUCAUGGUGUAGCCAGAAUGUCUUUAACUUAUUAAACCCGAAUAGUGCAGGGCAUGAUGAGCUUAUUUGCUGUUGGACAUGUAAAAAUGCAUUAAGUGAUGUGACAAUAUUUAGCUUGACACUUGUAAAUAACUGGCUUGGAAGGCCACAUGAUUGCAUGAUCAUCUGAACAUGA